Messenger RNA from Didymodactylos carnosus, 318 nucleotides. The record is from the annotation of a GenBank genome assembly. NCBI's taxonomy places the organism in Eukaryota, Metazoa, Rotifera, Eurotatoria, Philodinida, Philodinidae.
AUGAAAAACCCCUCAUUUUCACAACUUCAUGAUUCCAUUAAUCCACAACUGUCAAAUUCCAUAAUUUCACAAUUACAAAAUACCACAGUUUCGCAAUUUCAUCGUGUUACAAAUCCAGGAAUUUCCACACCAAACACACAAUUAGCAACUGUCAUACCAACAUCAACGACAGCAACUAGUACAUCAUUAGUCAUCGAUAAUAAACCAACUGCAAUUGAGUCAUCAUCAACAUCUGCCCAUCAUUGGUCAGCGUCGUCCACUUCACAGUUUCAAGUUUCAUCAUACCCAUCAUCAAUUCAUUUAGAAACAAUGGUCUAA